This is a messenger RNA of Dermatophagoides pteronyssinus (European house dust mite), 2790 nucleotides long. RefSeq names its product THO complex 1-like protein Hpr1 (gene Hpr1). Gene Ontology annotation, molecular function: protein binding. Gene Ontology annotation, cellular component: THO complex part of transcription export complex. Gene Ontology annotation, biological process: mRNA export from nucleus; signal transduction. The record is from RefSeq and is a predicted model, not a curated record. Lineage: Eukaryota; Metazoa; Arthropoda; Arachnida; Sarcoptiformes; Pyroglyphidae.
AAAGAAUUUCACGUUUUUUUGUUUUGGUGAUGAUGAAAAUAAAGUUUGAUUAACGAAACAAAAAAAAAAAAAAAAAUGCCAAAACGUAAACAAAAAGGACUUGUUUUGUUGGCCUAUUCGGAUUCUGAACAUGAAGAAGAUCCAGAUGAUGAUGAACAACAUGAUUAUGGUAAUGAUGAUGAUAAUGAUUUAAAAUCGAAUGAUGAAUCCGAUUAUCAAUUGAAAGAUAAUGAUGGUGUUAACGAUGAUGGUAACGUUGAACAACAACAACAACAAUCGAAUAAAUGUGAAAAAAUUUAUUUCGAAGAUAUUUAUGGUGAUCGUAAUCUAUCUAUAUUAGAAUUUCAUCAAUCAUUAUUGGGUAAAGUUGAUGUUAACGAUAUACAGAUACCACCAGCAACAAGAAUAUCAUGUCCAAAUGAAUUACAAAAUCAAAUUGAAAAUUUAUAUGAAAAAGUUCAAAAUAAUGAUUAUGAUCUAAUACAUGCUAUACAGAAACGUAAAUCAAUGCGUAAUCCAAGUAUUUAUGAAAAAAUGAUUUCAUAUUGUGAAAUAAAUGAAAUGGCAACAAAUUAUCCAAAAGAUAUUUAUGAUCCAGAACCAUUUUUACAAAUGGAAUCAUUCUAUGAAGAAUUAUCUCGACAACAAAAAGAAUUGAUGGAAAAACAUCUGGUUCUGAGUCAAUUGAAUACAACCGAACGACAACAUUAUGAAAAUGAUUUCAAAGUCAUUGUUGAUACUAUACUUCGAGAAGUGUUGAUAUUGACAUUAUCUUCGAAAAACGAAGCUGAUUAUGAAAAAUUAAAACAUCUACUCCAAUUAUCGAUAACAUUGGCCAAAAGUGAACAUUGUUCCAUCAAUACUCCUAUUGUUUUGCUAAGUGAAUUACUUGAUUGUUGUACAUUGAAAGAAUGUGAACUAUUAUUUUCGCUUAUCGAUGAUAAUAUUCAUAUAUGGAAAGAGGAAUUUUUCUUCAAAAAUGUUAAAAAUCAAUUGCUUCGUACCUGUAAUGAUUUGCUCAGAAGACUUUCAAGAAAUCAAAACACUGUAUUCUGUGGAAGAAUUUUAAUCUUUUUGGCAAAUUUUUUCCCAUUGUUUGAACGAUCCGGUUUGAAUUUGACAUCCGAAUUCAAUCAGGAUAAUUCGACAUCAUAUUCAUUACAAGCGGAUGAUGAAAUUGAUGAAAAUCCAUCCAUUGAUGAUAUUGACAACGGUGUUGAAGGGGAGAAAGAAACUGAUCGUAUCAAAGUUGAUAUGAAUUUUUAUAGAAAAUUCUGGCAAUUACAAGAAUAUUUUCGUAAUCCAACAAUCAGUUAUCAACGAAAUAAUUUUAAAAAUUUUCAAAAUUAUUGCAACGAAGUUUUAUCAGUAUUUUCUGGCUAUAAAAUUGAUCCAAAUUCUUGUUUUUAUUUUCAAGCCCUUGGACUUGAUAACAACAACAACGAUGAUGAUAAUAAGACAAUAUUUUUUGUUAAAUUUUUAACAAAUCAAAAAUUAUUAGAACUGCAAUUAAGUGAUUCAAAUUUUCGUCGUCACAUUCUUAUACAGAUAUUGAUUGUUUUUCAAUAUUUUACAUCGAAUGUUAAAUUUCGUAUUAUGGAAACUGCAUCAUUAAAUGAUGAACAAUUAUCAUGGAUAAAUACUAUUCGCAGUAAAGUACAUCAAUUGAUUGAAGAAACACCACCAAAUGGUAAAGAAGUUAGUAAAGUUAUUGAACAUUUAUUGAAUCGUGAAGAAUUUUGGAAUAAUUGGAAAAAUGAUGGUUGUAGUGAAUUGAAACAGAUUGAAGAACCGGAAGAUCAACGUAAACGAACAGCCGAUUUUAUUGCAUCAACAUAUACUGUAUCGCAGAAAAGAGCACGACUCGGGGAUCAUGUACGAAAUGCUAUUAAUAAUAAUAAAAUUCUUAUCGGUAAUGCUGAAUUGAAUCGUUUAUGGAAUUUUUGUCCCGAUAAUUUGGAUGCUUGUCGUUCAACGAAACGAAUAUUUACACCAACAAUUGAACAAUUUUUUCAACCAUUAUUAAAACGACCAUCAGAUGAACGACAAUAUUAUUGUUCGGAUCCAAAUUAUUGCUGGAAAUCAUUACGUUUAUUAUGUCAAAAAAGUAAUUAUUUUUUUGUACCAAGUAAUCAGGUGGUGAAACCUGUAUCCGAUUAUCUUGAAGGUGUUAUUGAAAAAUUGGCUAAAGAUUAUAAUUUUUCAACACCAAAAAUUCAAAAUUCUAACAAUAAUAACAGCAAUGACAAUGGUAAUGGCAACAACGAUAUCAACAUGAAUAACAAUAAUAAUGAUAAUAAUAAUAAUAAUGAUGAUAAUAAGACUGAAACUGAAGAUAUUAGUGAUGAUGAAUUAUUGAAAAAUGUUGAUUCAAAUUCGGUUCGAAGUAAUGAUAAUGAUGUUGAUGAUGAUGAUACAAUGGAUGGUAUGGAUAUGAAUGGAAAUGAUUCCAAUAAUAAUGAUAACAACACUAAUGUUGAUGAUGUAAUCACUGCCAAUAUAAUCGAUCAAAUUGCUAUUAAAGUUCAAGAUUUUUGGGAUGAAUUAUCACCUUUAUUUGGAUUUACUUAUGAUGAAUUAGAUUAUAUUAAAGAAUGUUAUCCGGAUAAAGUUGCACGAAUCAAACAUCUAAUUACAAUAUGGAAAGAUGAACAAGGUCCUGAAGAAGGUAAUGUAAAAAAAUUACAAAAAAUCAUCCAGACAAUAAAACCAGAUAUGACUAUUGUCAAUUGUUAAUCGAAAAAUUUUAUAAUUUAAUAUUUUGAAAUGAAAUGAAUUAAAAUAAAAAUU